Messenger RNA from Acanthopagrus latus (yellowfin seabream), 2635 nucleotides. RefSeq names its product death-associated protein kinase 2b (gene dapk2b). The record is from RefSeq and is a predicted model, not a curated record. Gene Ontology annotation, cellular component: nucleus; cytoplasm. NCBI's taxonomy places the organism in Eukaryota, Metazoa, Chordata, Actinopteri, Spariformes, Sparidae. The transcript is spliced from 10 exons. Bases 267 to 1745 code for a protein of 492 amino acids. Gene Ontology annotation, biological process: protein phosphorylation; intracellular signal transduction; positive regulation of apoptotic process. Gene Ontology annotation, molecular function: protein serine/threonine kinase activity; ATP binding.
CUGCAGUUUCAUAAUAGAGCCAUCAGGGGGAGGGACUUGUGAGGACACAAAAGCCUGAUGGUUGCUGCCACAAGUGACAGAAAACAACAGGGAGGCUGAGGGAGCAGUGUGUGUGUGUGUGUGUGUAUGUGUGUGUGUGAGCUCAUACAUGAGGAGAGCGGAGCAGCUGUAGAAGAAGUUUACCAUCAGCUGUGACAAGAAGCAGGGUUGGACUCGCGGAGAGGAGUCUUCAAGCGGUGCGCAUCAAGGAGAGAGAAACCACGUCAAUGAAGACACCUGGCAUGGCGGUGUUCAAGCAACAGAAUGUGGAGGAUUUCUAUGAAAUUGGAGAAGUGCUGGGGAGCGGGCAGUUUGCGAUCGUCAAACGCUGUAUAGACAAGAGUACAGGCAUCGAAUAUGCAGCCAAGUUCAUCAAGAAGCGGCAGAGUCGGGCCAGCAGGCGCGGCGUGAGGAGAGAGGAGAUCGAGCGGGAGGUGGACAUCCUGCAGCAGAUCACGCACCCCAACAUCGUCGCGCUGCACGACGUGUACGAGAACCGCACAGAUGUGGUGCUCAUCCUCGAACUGGUAUCUGGAGGAGAGCUGUUCGAUUUCUUGGCUCAGAAGGAGUCUCUCAGCGAGGAGGAGGCCACUCAGUUUAUCAAGCAGAUCCUCGACGGAGUCCACUAUCUCCACUCCAAGAGGAUCACGCAUUUCGAUCUGAAGCCUGAAAAUAUAAUGCUGCUGGACAGGAAUGUUCCUCUACCCCGCAUCAAACUCAUAGACUUUGGCCUGGCGCACAAACUGGAAGCUGGGUCGGAUUUCAAAAACAUUUUCGGAACCCCCGAAUUUGUCGCUCCGGAGAUAGUCAACUAUGAGCCACUGGGAUUGGAGGCAGACAUGUGGAGCAUUGGAGUCAUCACAUAUAUACUUUUGAGCGGCGCGUCACCGUUCCUCGGUGACACGAAGCAGGAAACGCUGGGGAACAUCUCGGCGAUGAACUAUGACUUCGACGAGGAGCUCUUCAGCAACACGAGCGAGCUGGCCAAGAGCUUCAUCAGACAGCUCCUGGAGAAAGACACGAGAAAACGAAUGACCAUACAGGAAGCCCUCAAUCAUCACUGGAUUAAGUCCUGUGGCCCCAUGGAAGAGGACGCCGCUGUGCUUGAGGCGGAGAAGAAAGCGGAGCAGCUGCAGACAAGGCGUCUUAAGGAGUACACCAUCCAGUCCCACUCCAGCAUGCCCCAGAACAACACGUAUGCCAACUUCGAGCGUUUCGCCCAUGUGGUGGAGGACGUCAGUCUGAUGGAGACGGGGCUGUCGGAGGUGGCAGGGGCCCACCACACCCUGCAGGGUGACAUAGACGCACUGCUCUCCAUCUACAACGACAAGGAGGCCUGGUACAAGGAGGAGAGCGAGACCACAAGGGAGCAGCUCUCCCAGGUCCGCUACGAGUUCCGUAAGGUGGAGGCCACGAGGAGGCUGCUGCAGGAGGACAUGAAGGCCAUAGACGCCAGUCUGGAGAGCAUCAGCGGGAAGUACAGCCAGAGGCAGAGUCAGCUGGACGCGCUGAGGCAGGAGCUGAACUCUGAGCUGCAGUGGCUGCAGGAGGUGAUGAGCUCUCUGCGCCCGGAAGGAGCCAACGGCAGCAUCCUCAGCAGCAGUCUGAACAUGGAUGUGAAGCAGGCGCUGAUGGAGCUGCUGCAUCAGUCCUGCAGGAGGGAACUGUGUCCUGAGGCCGAGCAGCCGCUCACAGAGUCCGGCUGACGGAUGAAGACACUUUUAUUGAUCUUACAAAGCUUUGAUUUUUUAAAUUUUUUUUUUAAAGGAGGCUGUUUAAAUUCAAACAGUUUUUUUUUUUUUUCAAUGAAUGUAUUUUUUAAAUAUAUAACUGUGUAGUUUCAUUAUUCCAAAUUUCUUUUUCUGUACAAUACUUUAAAUACUUAAAUAUAUUCUAGGAAAAGGAGUUUGGAGAAAUAUGCAAUAAGAAAAUUCAUAGCUAGUGGGCAGAUAUAGAGCAUAUUUCCCCAAAUUUGUACGUAUUAUUUUAAGAAGCUUAAUUUAGGCACAAUUGGGGAAUUAUUCUAAAACUGACUUGAAGAUUUAACUAGAUUUAUAUAUGCAUAUUGUUUGAUUAAGCAGGUUAAGUAGAUUGAAUGAAGAUUAUUAUCGAUCAUGAAUGUUCUCACUGUGGUACGACCAGGAGAUAACACAGGAAUGAUUUUUAAUGGAAUAAAAAAAAUCAUAUUUUUUGAUUGAUUUAUUUUUGAAUUCCAUUUUGUUUUUUUAAGACUGUAUGAAUGUUGUUGUAUUUUUGCAAUGGUUAUCUAUUUGUAAAGUUACAUGUGUAGCGUUUCUUUUUAUCACAUUAUUUUUCAUCGACUCAACUAUGCACUUUGACUAAAGGUUGAAUUUACUUAUUUAUUUUUGAAACCUUUUUCGAUUUCUUUCUUUGAGAUGUUUCUAUAUGAGCCCACAGGAAAAAAACAGCAUCUAUGAUAAGAUCACGAGUGUUUAAAGACCUGUCAUGCCCUUGUCUUUUUUAGCGUCUCAUCAGAUAAGCACGCACCUGUACGCGUUUUGACUUCCCAUUUGGUGUGCACGCAGACAUUUCUCACUGUCAUCUCCGCACUGAAAUAAACUUUCAUCACUUGUUU